AUGGAUUGGAUGUGGUCAUUCAAAGAUUCUUUGUUUUACGGAAUCUGUUCAUGUUCAGGAGCUUCACAUGUUGGAUUGGAUCCCAUUCCGGACGACAAAUGUGAUUAUCCUCUUCGUCUUAAAAGCUUUAAGAGAAAUUCUGUUAACGGCGAUCAUUUCUACAACGAUCUCGAUAAGAUGAGGCAGAAUGGUCUAUUCACUACAGCAGUUCAAUACGGCGAAAAGUCAAACGAUUUUCUGAGCUUGUUGGAGAAGAUGCAGAGUCAACGACUAGAUGAUCAACGGUGUGAGAUGCCCGGAAGAAAUAGCUGCCAAUAUGACUCUACUGUCCUUAUGAGUCAAAUCCUAAUUGAGCUAACGGAACCUAAGCUUUUCCUCGUAACUCAUGUAGAAAAUGUGCUUCAAGUGUUGAGAUGCAUGUGUGCUUACUCUAUUCAAAUCUGA
Molecule: messenger RNA, 444 nt
Organism: Auanema sp. JU1783
Lineage: Eukaryota; Metazoa; Nematoda; Chromadorea; Rhabditida; Rhabditidae
Source: the annotation of a GenBank genome assembly